Hevea brasiliensis (rubber tree) is the source of this 931-nucleotide messenger RNA. RefSeq names its product transcription repressor OFP6. Gene Ontology annotation, biological process: negative regulation of DNA-templated transcription. Bases 119 to 742 code for a protein of 207 amino acids. The record is from RefSeq and is a predicted model, not a curated record. Lineage: Eukaryota; Viridiplantae; Streptophyta; Magnoliopsida; Malpighiales; Euphorbiaceae. The transcript has a single exon.
UCUCUCUCUCUCUCUCAUCCCAAGUUCCCAACUCACUCUUUACCCACCUCCACAAGAAGCAAUUCCCAUCUAUCUCUCUCUCUCUCUCUCUCUCUCUCUCACGGCUGCUUCUUCUACCAUGUUCUCUAACAAGAAAAGGCCAAUUCGCAGCUCAGUCUCAGUCAGCUUAUGCUGUAGCAGCUGCAAGAAACCAAACCUCUCCAAUAUUUUCCAUCCCAAGCCAAGACCCAGAAAACCCACCACCAAUUCCUACCAUAAAAGCUAUAACCAUGAAGUCUACUAUUCCUCUUCCACCUCCUCAAAAACCAACCCUACUUCCUCGGACUACGACACUACCACCUCAUUCUCUGCCAACACGCCACCGCAGUCCUCAUGGGACACAAACAGCAGCAAGAAAUGCUCGAGAACGGUUCGAGGAGUGGGGCGGGUCGGCGGCGAGAGUUUGGCAGUGGAAAAAGAGUCGGAUGACCCAUAUCUGGAUUUUCGUCAGUCAAUGCUUCAAAUGAUAUUGGAAAAAGAAAUAUACUCAAAAGACGAUCUUCGAGAGCUUCUUAACUGCUUCUUGCAGCUAAACUCGCCUUAUCACCAUGGGAUUAUCGUUAGAGCUUUUACUGAGAUCUGGGACAGUGUCUACUCCGUGAGAUCGUCAGCUGGUGCGGGUGGUGGUGGUGGUGGUGGUGGCUCCUCCCAGUCCCAGCAGAAGCUGCAUUACAAUUAUUACUAUUACGGUCAUGGCUGCUAGCUAGCUGCUAAGUGCUGAGACAGUCACGUGACUUCUAAAUGUUUUUGUGGUGCAGGUGAAAGUUUCAUGGGGUAUUUUCAUCAACUGUGAAAAGCAAGAGUCUCGAUAAUUUUAGUUGGUUGAUUGUAGAAUUGAGCUGUAAAUUAAUUAAUUAAUCAAUGUUAGAGGAUGCUUUUUCUUUUUUAUAAA